AUGUUGAUAUUGUCUAGCGUGUCUACCCGAGGAACUGCUGGACUGGUGAGCAUCGUGGGCCGCGGAUCUCAUUCAAAUCUGUCGGCCAUCAGGCAACCAACGCCUCGGCCCCAGAAGUCUGAAGCCGCCCCUCUUUCAACGCGGCUAUCGCGAGGUUCAGCUGGUCAAUAUUAUUACAACGCGUGGGGGGUGGAGGGUGCUUCGCAAGCAGCUGUGCCGUCGGAGUUGCUCCAGUCCAACCGCCUUGGUGACCUGUGGCCUGGUCCUGUUCAGCAACCCAACAAGAACCACUCACUGAACCGAGCCUCUUUUUACCAUAGCCUCCCACUCGACAAAAGCAAAAACCCCAACUCCUCCAACCCGCCAUUCUGGGGAGUUCCCCAAGGCCCUCUGACAUAUUCGAACGGGAGCCUGCACUUCCGUUUCAGCACGCUGGCAGAAAUGUCUGCAUCGCCAGACACAGGAGGGCUGCGCUCCCCAUUAAGGGUGGUGUCCUCGCCACCGCCUGCAACGGAUUCUGCCACUCUUCGGUCUCUUCGGCCCAGCUCAGUCAAGCGUGUCUCAUCAUAUUCCAUGCAUAUCCCAAGCUCAAGUGAUAUCGUGGGACCUUCGCCUGUUACGUCCAACGGUACGGAUAUAACCGAAAUCGAAGACGACGUGUCGGAGGAGGAGGAACAAGCCCACUGCUUGGACAGUUUACCGCCGUCGGGGCUGCUCAUGCUCACCACCACUCUUCCCGAAAAUGUCCGCCAAGCAAAUAAUGAGGAGGCUGUAUCUGUAAUUCAUGCCCCAGAAAGCUUUGCCAGCUGGACAUCUACCGGCUCUACCGCUCAACAAAGUGAACCUAGCGAGCGAUCCUUUGCAAACGCAGAUGGCAUGAGCGUGUCCGAUAUCGACGAAGCUGUUCUGCAAAAAGCAAUGUCGCAUCCUUCUCGCCCUCCAAUCUCUACAGACGUGAAGCCUGUCAGAUACAGCAUUGAGAGCGCCACGCCGAGAGCUCAGGAUCUCCAAGUCUUGUUGAAUGACGGUAGCAGAUUGAGAUCAAGUAGUGCUAGUAGCCUGGAAAAAAUCGAUGAGCAGGCGGAAGGUGACGACGACGGUGGUGGUUCCGGGAUGCCGUUUCUGCAAUCAGCCGAUGAUAAUAAAGUUGCCACAUUGAGAACAGCUUUGCAUGACUGCUGGACUCUUUGUAACACACUGGCUAGUCUCAGCGCCAUUCAUCGAACCCGAAUGUUCAACAGCUCCGGCACGCCAGAUGCCCGCGGAAAAGCAUGGAAAACUUGCUGGAAGCUUUGUCAACGUCUCCAUGCCAACCAGCAUGAGGAUCCGGCGUCUCCUAGUGUGCGGGAUAAUCUCGACUUGUGCCGCGACUUUUGCCAAGCUCUUUUCGAUAUUCGGCAGAAGAAGAAUGAAACUGCAGACUCUGUGCUCCGAGUGAGCUUUGAGCUGAGCAAUCAUCUCUACAGCGCCCAGGACAGCAGAAACCUCCCAGAGCUGUUCAGGGAGAGGACACUGGACUUUUACAUAACCCUCUGCCAUCGUCUGAUGAAGCAACGCAGUGAGCUGGCCGAAGAAACUGACCACCUGCUCGGCGCUUGCUGGACACUGGCCGAAAUGCUGUUUAGCCUGCGGCAGAACAGGAGAGGCGGCAAACCGCAGGACGAGGAACUGCUGCUCGGUUCGGCCGUGCAGGCGUGCUGGGACCUGUGCGACAUGUUCCGGGACGGUUGGACGCAGAUCCGACCCGAUCGAAACACGCCACGCCCGAGCCAGAUGAGCGUUUUCCUCCCGUCGCAGCCAAUCGAUCAGUCUGGUAGGGAGAGCAGGCAAUCUAACCACUCCUCUCCUCACUCCAAGCGGGACAGCGCAAAGAGCAGCCGCCAGGAAGAACGACCUCCAGUGCCGGAGACGCCCGUGACGGAGUUUGAGGACACGCCCAUCUCGCCAGCGAGUCGCUCGCCCCAGGUGCCCAAGACCAUGGUGCUGGGGACCACGUCUAGUGGCGGCGGCGGUCGCGGAGGCCGAUGGUCGAGCAACGCGUCCAGCAUGUCGAGCUACUCGAGGGGCAGCAGCAGGACGUCAAGCACGGCAACUACAGGCGCGGCGAAAGAAGACGCCAACAUGUCCCGGUCCAAGGCGCUCAUCCUGCGGGCCGCCAUGAACGCGGGAUUCAACCGCGACACCCUUGCCGACCCCAAGGCCGAGCCUGCCACUUUGCAAAAGUUUGUUCAGGGGCUGCCAGCAGGCUCGUUUGGCUCUCUGCCCAGUCACGCCACGCUGCUCCAGCAGUACGCGAGCUCUGUCCUCGACGACGAUCUUGGCAUUGUCGCGGGAACCCACCUUCUCCCGGCUCGGGGCAAGCGCGUCACGGCUCCGGAUAUGGCGCGGAGCGUCGCGGCAGUCAGCAACAGUUCGCCACGGCACGCGUACCUGCGCGACCUGUUCAAGCUUGUCUUUCAGUUCAGCAUGGACGAGGCAGACGCGCGGAGAAACGUCAGCAUUGUCGUCUAG
Messenger RNA from Ustilaginoidea virens, 2511 nucleotides. RefSeq lists its product as uncharacterized. The record is from RefSeq and is a predicted model, not a curated record. The transcript is spliced from 11 exons. Lineage: Eukaryota; Fungi; Ascomycota; Sordariomycetes; Hypocreales; Clavicipitaceae. The coding region runs from base 1 to 2511 and encodes 836 amino acids.